Messenger RNA from Trematosphaeria pertusa, 1026 nucleotides. RefSeq lists its product as uncharacterized. The record is from RefSeq and is a predicted model, not a curated record. NCBI's taxonomy places the organism in Eukaryota, Fungi, Ascomycota, Dothideomycetes, Pleosporales, Trematosphaeriaceae. The coding region runs from base 1 to 1026 and encodes 341 amino acids. The transcript is spliced from 3 exons.
AUGGCUCCUCAAUCGCAGGCCGAUAUCGAGCAGACCACAGCCCCCAUAACCCGAAUCCAGCCCAAGCGCGAGCAAACAACUUCGUCCGCUGUCGUACCCGCUAAGCGCCUCAAAGGCUCGCAUUUUUCCAACAAGAAACCAGCCCGACGAUACACUGGGCCCAUCACCAGAAGCCGCAGCAAGCGAAAGCGGCCCGACGAUGGAGAAGACGCCGGCGUUUCGCCUAUCAAGACUCCGAAGCGGAAGAAGACCUCUCAUACAUCCUAUCCUGAUCUACCGUCCUCAACAUCCCGUUUCUUCGACCUCCCUCGCGAAAUCAGAGAUCAGAUAUACCACGAGCUAUGGACCACAUCCGCACCCCUCCCCCUCAGCCACAAGUCCUUCCACUACCACAUUCAAUACACCCCUUCCCCAACCCCCCUCCUCGACCCGGAGCACCCCCAUCCUCGCAUCGCCACCUUUACCGCCCCCGCUCCGCCCUUCCGCGCACCAUGGCUCCUCACCAACAAGCAACUCCUCGCCGAAAGCCUCGAGCAGCUGCAACGCAAAGGCGACUGGGCACCCUGGGCGAAGCUGCCCACGAAGCUGACGAACCCCACCUUACACAAGACCAUCCCGCUAUCUCCGAAGAACGCCAAGCUCCUCACGCUAGAGCACAGCUACCGCUCGCCCACGGCGCACUUACGCGAGCUAGCCGCCGACAUCGGCGCGGGCGACAGGCCGAAGCACCUCAGGGUGUCGAAUUUCUCUGUCGUCAUGACAUUGUUUGAGGAACUUCGCGAGGAGCGGCCGAUCGACUUUUCGGCGCUGGAGAUGCUGACGGGGUUUGAGACCGUGGAGAUUGAGACGGGGCUGCUGUUUUCGACGGAGGAUGUGGAGGCUGAGGAGGUGAAGAGGGUGUUUCGGGAGGAGGUUGAGAGGGUGGCGGUGGUGAUGGUGGGUGGGGUUGGGGAGGUGAAUGAGGUGGUUAGGCUGGAUGAGGAGGAUCGUUUGGUGUGGACGGUAAGGGCGACGAGGGUUGGGUAG